Haliotis rubra (blacklip abalone) is the source of this 2015-nucleotide messenger RNA. RefSeq lists its product as uncharacterized. NCBI's taxonomy places the organism in Eukaryota, Metazoa, Mollusca, Gastropoda, Lepetellida, Haliotidae. The record is from RefSeq and is a predicted model, not a curated record. Gene Ontology annotation, biological process: proteolysis; regulation of apoptotic process. Gene Ontology annotation, molecular function: cysteine-type endopeptidase activity.
UACACAUACGCCUGACAGUCACACUGAAGCCAAACAAAGGCGUUCGGUAAAGAAAAUCAACGUAACACGUGGCUACCGUAAGUCGAUAUCAGUCAAUACACAAACAUAGACAACAACCAGGAAGUGUUACAUGAGCAGUCAUCACAUGCUCCACCAACCUCACAGUCUCGUUCUCUACCCCUGACGAUGGCAAGUCCUGGAGUUACUCCUCUGGAAGGUGCAAGAAACAGGUACAUCAGUGAACUGAUAUCUCAGACACAGAGUGCCCUUGGAGACGUCCCGUUGGAAUUACAGAGACAGAUUCUACAUGAGAUACACAACACCUUACACACAGGUUUAGAUAACGUUGAAGACAGGAUUAGGUCAUAUGGUGAAGACUUCUGUAAGCCAGACUUGGACCAAGAAGGGCUGACACGGACAUUUCACCAGUUGAAGUACAUGGAAGCUCUUUUGAUGCAAACCUUUCGCAAUAGAAGAACAGAAUUAGAAAUUGAUAAAAGUGAAAUUGUAGGUACUGGUGUAGAUGACGCCGACUACAUCCACCUGAAGGUAUUCCAACUGUGUCAACCGGAUCUGCUUCACAGUGUAAGCAUUGAAUGCACAUGCAUUCUGGACAGACUGAUGCAAGAUCAGCUUCUGACGGACGAUGAACGGGAAAGCAUUAUCGCCUUAAACCCCACAUCCCGGCGAAGAAAUGAGGCCUUCUUGGAUGUCAUGAGAGGUCGACUUUCCUAUGCAACUUUGAUGAAUAACUUUAUACCAGCUAUUGGGGAAGAUUAUCCAGACGUUGCAAAGAAGUUGAGUGAAACAGCACAACAUCUGAAAGCCAAACCAUCAAAAAUCAAUGUCUGUGCCGUUUGCAAUAUGAAGGAAAAUGUCCAAGUCAAGCACCUCGCUGAACACCUUUCAGAACAUGGUGCAGUAUCCACUGAUGAUUAUCGGGUACUGAGAAACACUCACACAUCUAACACCGAAAAAUGGUCAUACCGUCUAAGUAAAUUGACCAACUUAAGCCACAUUACUGAGGCCAUAAAAAUACGUUAUCCGCAAAUAUACAAACAACUUCAGCGCCAAAACAAACUUGAUCUCAGAUGCAACUGUUCAUCGCUAGAGGGAGGAAAUGACAGCUGUUCCGCAGAAAAGAAGUCUGCAAGUAACCCUGUGUCUGAUGUUGGACGUCUGUCUGAUCUGGAAUCUCUGUUCGAAACAGGUUUAUGGGUGACAUCAGGAUCAUUGUCACAGAUGGAAUAUCAAGUAAGUUCCAACCCUAAGGGUAUGGCAAUUAUCAUUUGUAAUCCCAAAUCAAACCCACAUGAAGAAAUACAUCGGUACUAUGUAAAUGAUGCUGCUAAGCUUUACAGAACAUUCCAGAAGCUUGAAUUUGAUACUCGACUCUAUAGAAACAUUUCUAAAACAGACAUGAUAGCACUCUUGGCCAGGGUUGCAGAGAUGGAUCAUAGUCAGUUUGAUGCUUUUGUGUGUGUUAUCCACACUGAAACGAAGAUCAUAAAUUAUCGCCAUUGUGUCCUUGAUGCAAAUGCAGCUCCAGUGCCUUUCAAAGAACUGAAAGAUAUGUUCAAUGCAUCAGGAUGUCCUACUCUAGUUGGUAAGCCAAAAGUGUUCUUCAUCCCGAGUGGAGAGAGGGAUAACUUCAUGUCUGGCGUUAAAGCCAGGAAGGGAACUGAACAGGAUAUUUCUGUCCCUAUGGAAGCUGAUUUUCUAGUACUUCGUGCUACAGUACCAGGAUUUAAUGUUAUUGGUGAUGAUGAAUUCAGUGGAUCUUUAUGGGUAAAGAAGUUUACUGAAAUGAUGGACACACAUUCAAAUGAUGCUGACCUGGUGACCUGCAUGACCCAUCUUGCAGCUGACAUAAGCUGCCAGGACCUGUGGGAUGUCUGCAAACAGAGUCCCCACAUUGAAAGUCCACUGAGAAAACCAUUGUUCUUCAGGGAGAGGAUUCCAGAUCAGGUAUCAUCUGGGUAAAGUAAGUUGUUGAAUAAAAGCGUUUGUACUCA